GCGGGUGGGUUCUCGGGGCGCUCUCCGAGCGCUGGACUGGACCUGGCCGCAGCGGGCUCGCCGAGGUCUCCUGCCGCUGCGUGUUCGAGGGCUCGGACACGACCGACGGCCUGGUGGCCAUCCUCCGGGAGCAGCUGGCACGCUGCGGCCCGGAGCACCUGCAGGGGGUCGCGUGCCAGCCCUGCCCUCCGUGCCCGCUCCCUCCUGGGCACUACACGGGGCUCGACCUCUGCGGCGCGGCCGUGGUGGGCGUGGCCCUUGGCGCUGGGCUGGCGACCGCGGCCUGGCUGGCGGCUGGAUCGCCGGGUCGGCCGGCGGUGCGAGCGCGCGCCCUCGCCGUCGAGGACGACGCCGGCGGCACGCACGUGGCGACGCCGUCGGCUCUCGGGUACGAGGACGACGAGAAUUUCCAGUGGCAUCACCGCGUGCUGCUGGUGAAGGGAGAUGCUCAGAAGUGGAUCUGGCUCACGCCGGACGGGGAGGUGGCCUUCGUCGACCUGGCCACCUUUCGAGUGCUGGCCCUUCGGCGCUCGGGCCCUUUCCCAGCACGGCAUGCUGGGAAUAUCUACUCCUUCGACGAAGUGGCGGCGGAGGACAUGCAGGGCUACCUCGAGGAGGCCAGGGCCCUGGGCACGAUCCUCGGGUUCGACCUCGCUGGCGUCGUGGGCCUCCCGGGGGACAAGUGGUACGUGAGCGACCCCACCUCGUCGCACUUCGGCGAGGAGGUGCCCCCCCAGGUCCUCGCCAACGAAGAGGUCCUGGUGCGUCGUGGGGAUGUCGGGCUGGUUCGGCUCGACGACGUCUGGAUCCACGCGAUCAAGGUGAGCGAGGGCCAGAACUUCGACACGUACCUGGCCCGAGCUCGCGGAGGCGCAGGCCGGGACCCGCGUGUCGUGGGCGACGAGAGGGACCAGGACGGAGGCAGGUACAUCGACUUCCGGGACUCGGUCCGUCGUAUGAAGGAGGCGACGAUCCCAGGUUGGCCUCUGCAGGGCCGCCGUGCCACGAGGGAAGCUGUGCUCUCCCUUCGAGACGGAGGUCAGGGCAACUGGGAGGAGCACCACACCACGUGGCUCCGACGCAGUGGAGUGGCCGAGCGCGGCAACGUCGCCCGCGAGCACCACAUGAUCUGCGUGUCUCUUCGGAUGAUGCAGCAGUUCGACCAGCUCGACCUGUUCAACAUUGCGGGCGCGGAGUACCUCGUCAGGCGGCUCAAGCAGCUGGAGUCGGCGACCCGCAAGAACCCUCGGGCGCCCGACUUCGAGGGGCUGGACCUCAUCCUCGACACGGGGGUCGACGACACGGGCGGCAUGGUGCUGCCGGAGUGCGACGGAUGGGUUGGCGACCAGGCGCGCGCCCGCGCCCAGACCAUGAAGGCGAAUCGGCAGUGGCAGGAGGAGAGGACGGCCGCGCAGCCCAAGGCGCCCCCGAAGGGGCCGAAGGGCGGCGGGGCCGACGCUGGCAACGGGUGCUCCAGCGACGCUCUCGUGAACACCGUGUUCGUGAGGCAGUUCGCUCGAUCAACUGUCUCGCCGCCUGCACGGUGCGCCAUCGUGGCCGCGGGCCAGGAGCUCCUCAAGUCCGACUCGCUCUACGGUGGCGCGCCGUCCAAGGUCGUCCCGCACGAGGAGUCCAAGCUCGAGUUCUGGCAGUCCUCGGUCACGCCUCGAGACGUGGAGGAGGUCUGCCCCAAGUUCGUCGUCGACGCCUUCCGCGACCCCGACGCCUACAUCCGCAAGCCGGACCGCGUGGUGGAGCAGGACCUCGAGCUCCUGCCGCCGAUCAAGCCGUACUGGGACGCGCGGCUUGCCAGCGACGCCGGCCUUCGUCGGGACUUCCUUCUCAGGCUCGCGGGGCGGGGGCUGGUCGGCUUCCGGAGGCGGAUCAGGUCACGCGUGGGGUGUUUCUUCGUCGAGAAGAAGGGCGGGUGGAUCCGCCUGGUCGUCGACGCUCGGGACACCAACCGCACCCACUGGGCGCCCCCGCAUGCCGCCCUCGGGACCCCGGCUGCCCUCAGCGAGCAGGACUGGUCCGAUGCUGCGCUCUCGGACGCCGGGCGGGUUAGUGCUGAUGGCUCGCCCGCUCAGAUCUUCGGGUCGUCCCUCGACCUCCAGGACUCGUUCUACCAGUUCUUCUCGGAGCGCGUCGCGGAGGACUUCGGGUUGGACUUCCUUGAGCGGGCCUCCUACUACCAGGUCUCCCGCAUCUGGACGCCCGACGGCCUGUCCCCUGUCGACCCCGACGAGCUCGUGUCCCCGGUCUUCCGCGGGGUGCCGAUGGGGUGGUCAUGGGCACUCUGGGCCGUGCACUCGUCCGUCACGUCCUGGGUCUCUGACACGCUGCCGGGGGGUGCCCGACGCCUGCUGCUUGACAAGCAGCCGGCCCCCGUCGCGGCACCCUUCCGCCCCACAGGGUCGGUCUACGUGGACAAUGUCUCGUUCCUGGGCCUCUCGAGCGACGAUGUCGGGCAGGCGCUGCAGGCCGCGAAGGACAGGCUCGACUCGCUCGGCAUCGCGUACCACGAGGUCGAGGGCCCGGCCACGCACUUCACCACCGUCGGCGUCGAGUACGACGGGAGGCGGAGGCGUCUGCGUCAUUCCGAUCACCGAGCCUGGCGUCUUUAUUUGGCCUGUCAGGAGCUCGAGCGCCCUGGGGCCCCGCGCGCGGCCUGGCAGAUCCGAGUGUUCCUCGGGCAUUGUGUGCAGCACUGCCUGCUGCUGCGGCCGGCCCUCUCGAUCUUCCGCCUGCUCCACCGCCUCGUGGACGCGCAGGGUCAGGGGCCUCCAGUCGCACUGUCUGCUGGGGCCCGUCGGGAGAUCCAGCUCUUCAGGGGCCUCAUCUUCCAGGCCGUCGUCUUCUUGGACCGGCCGAUGUCCUCCCUGGUUUUGUGCUCCGACUCGUCCGAGGCAGGCUACGCCCUCCACCGCCGACGCGCUGACGUUCGACUCCUUCGGCAGCAGGCUGCUACCCGGGAGAGGUGGAGGUUCGUCCCCGACGAGAAGCGGCCCGACGCGGCGCUCGACGACACCUUCUCCCCGGGCUGGGUACCGGGCGCUGGAGGGGUGCUGGGGGAGCCGCCGGGCGCUACAGGCGUGGCCGUCUGGGCCCCCCCGCCGACCCGCUCGAGGGAGGGCGCCCGAGGCGUGCUCAAGGGCCGUCUCAGGCCCACCGUGCGACCUGCUGGCGCCUCCGUGCCCGACAGCCUCGUCGAUCCCAGGGACUGGUCUCUCAUCGUGGAGGGCGCCUGGCGCCGCGGGGGGCCCAUUCACCUGCUGGAGGGCCGCAUCGCCCUGGGGGGCCUGCGGCACGCCGCCCGGCAGGUCGACUGCCAUGGCUCCCGAGUGCUCAGCCUGGGCGACAACAUGUCGGAGCUCCUCUCCAUCGAGAAGGGGCGGGCCGUGGACCUCGGCCUCGCUUGUCUGUGCCGGAGGGCCGCCGCCUACCAGAUCGCCUGCGGGAUCUCCUGGCGGCGCCGGCACCUCGACACGGACCGCAACCUCAGUGACGCGGGGUCGAGGAAGGCGCUGCAGGGCGUCUACCGCCCUGGGCAGCGGCGGGUCGGCGGCAGGUCGGAGAGGCCCGCUCCGCCCGCGGGGUGCCCGCAGUCGGCGCCGCCGACGCCGGCCCCGCCGGCGCCCUCGGCGAUCGCCAGCUGGCCAGUCGCCGAGGAGGCUCGCGAGCCUCCCCCCGCGGCGCGGCUGCGCGGCGGCCGACUGCAGUCCUGCCCGCCGCGGCCGCCGCCGCGGGCUCCUGGGGCUGCUGGCCGCUGCGGGCCGCGGCGCGCCCCACGGCCACAAGAGGGGCCUGCAGCCGGCGCCCCUGGCCACCCUGCACGCGAGGCGACGUUCGACGAGGCCGAGGGGGCCCGCGAGCUGUCGCCGCCGGUCGGGCUGGCUGUCGCGGCUCCGAUCGACAUCAAGUUCGGGGGUUGGGGCGACCUGCUUCGGCCCAGCAUCGAGACCGUCGUUCGCCAGUGGAUCGUCUCUCGCAAGGUCUGGUUCGUGCACUUCGGGACUCCGUGCACUCCGUGGUGGUCCCUCGAGAACCCCCGGGGAUCCCGGCUCUUCUCUUGGGGGCCUCUCCAGAAGUUCCUGUCCGAGCAUAGCAAGGUCUCCGUGGUGUAUGACUGCUGUCAGUUUGGAGCCCCGUACCAGAAGCCCACCAGGAUUGAGUCUGACCUCCCCGAGCUCGGUAUCCUUGAAAGGCGUUGUCUUGGAGGUCAUGCCCACGAGCAUCUUCAGGGGAAGGUCAAGGUCCGUGAUCGCCAGGGUCGGCUCAAGCAGUUCUGGCGCACGACUCUGGCUGGCGCCUACCCUCCUGGUGUCUGCCACAGCGCCGCUCGGGCCUUGGCGCGCGCGGCGCCCGCGGGAGCCUGGCGACCAGAUGGGGAUCCACUGCUGCCCGGUCACUGGGAGGCUCAGCUCCGCCGUGCAGCCAAGGUGGGCGACGACCAGCCGCCCCUCGAGUGCCCCAGCUGCCCGAGGAAGUGGGUGCCCGCUGACUCCUCGCCGGGCUUCCUGCGGCGCUCGCAGGUGCGGCCGGCCACUCAGGCCCGCUACCUCACCAGCGUCGUCGUGUUCGCCACGGCCAUGGGCGUUGUCGCCGACCGCUGGGUGAGCAAAGACCUCCCCCUGGUGGACACGCUCCUCGAGGAGUACUUCGAGCAGCUCUACGUCGACGGCGGCAGCAAGAGCACGGCCCGCUACACCUUGGCCGCCUUGGCCUACCGUUUCAGCGUGUCGCUUCGUGCCCCAGGCGUCUUCCCGAAGGCGAAGGGCGCCCUCGCCGGCUGGGGCAAGCUCGAGCCGGACGUCACCUCGGAGCCGCUCUGCUGGGCGGCAGCGUGCUUGAUGGCCCUGUACCUGGCCGGCCUCAACACGGAGACUGCCCUGCAGGCCGCCCGCGGCCUGGUGGUGCAGUUUGACACGUACUUGCGCCCUGGAGAGCUGCUGGACCUCCGCGUGCCCUGCUGCAUCCUGCCGCAGCCGAGUGCCGGCUCAGGAUACAACAAGAUGGGGCUCGUCGUCGGUGCCUCCGCGCUGGUCAUGGGUGACGACGCGCGCACGCGCGUCACCAAGACUGGCCUCCAGGACGACACCGUGCUCAUCGAUGGCCAGUCUCGUGCGGGUGUGGCUGGCGCACUCAUGGCCCUCGUCAAGAGCGCCAACCAAGCCCGCCAGGGGCGCCUCAUGUUCCUCCACUCGUACGCUUCGUACAACCGCUUGCUCAAGAAGGCCGCCGUCGCCGUCGGCCUCCCGACCAAGGUCACGGCCCACCUCCCUCGGCACGGCGGUCCGUCGGAGGACUACCUGAGAGGCGCCCGUUCGCUGGCCGACAUUCAGUCUCGCGGCAGGUGGUCGAGCUUCCGUUCUGUACAGCGCUAUCAGAAGAGCGGCCGUGCUCUUGCAUCCUUCAGACGCCUCUCGGCCGCUGUGAAGGCAGAGGCUAAGCGUGCUGAGGCCUUGCAGUUGUCCUUCCUCUCGUAA
Messenger RNA from Prorocentrum cordatum, 5486 nucleotides. The record is from the annotation of a GenBank genome assembly. Lineage: Eukaryota; Dinophyceae; Prorocentrales; Prorocentraceae.